AUGUGGAGCAGAGGAGAUGCAUCAGUGGAGGAGGAGAUGAAGCAGAGGAGGCGUUGGAGAGACAUGGAGCGUUGGAGAGACAUGGAGCGUUGGAGAGACAUGGAGUGUUGGAGAGACAUGGAGCGUUGGAGAGACAUGGAGCGUUGGAGAGACAUGGAGCGUUGGAGAGACAUGGAGCGUUGGAGAGACAUGGAGCGUUGGAGAGACAUGGAGCAGAAGCACGGAGGAGAGAAGGCAUGGAUAGGAGAAGGCCAAAGGAGCAGAGGAGCAGAGGAGAAGAGCCGCACAGCUGCGAUUCUCCCCAACGCUGCUGGCCGCAUGGAGGAGAGAAGGCAUGGAGGAGAGAAGGCAUGGAGGAGAGAAGGCAUGGAGGAGAGAAGGCAUGGAGGAGAGAAGGCAUGGAGGAGAGAAGGCAUGGAGGAGAGAAGGCACAGAGGGGAGAAGGCACGGAGGGGAGAAGGCACACAGGCUCGGCUGUGA
This is a messenger RNA of Closterium sp. Yama58-4, 480 nucleotides long. NCBI's taxonomy places the organism in Eukaryota, Viridiplantae, Streptophyta, Zygnematophyceae, Desmidiales, Closteriaceae. The record is from the annotation of a GenBank genome assembly.